This is a messenger RNA of Anneissia japonica, 2015 nucleotides long. RefSeq names its product mitochondrial basic amino acids transporter-like. Gene Ontology annotation, cellular component: mitochondrion. The record is from RefSeq and is a predicted model, not a curated record. The transcript has 4 exons. Gene Ontology annotation, biological process: mitochondrial L-ornithine transmembrane transport. NCBI's taxonomy places the organism in Eukaryota, Metazoa, Echinodermata, Crinoidea, Comatulida, Comatulidae. Gene Ontology annotation, molecular function: high-affinity L-arginine transmembrane transporter activity. The coding region runs from base 807 to 1706 and encodes 299 amino acids.
CUGCUGUGUAUUGAUCGAAUCUCCACCACUCCAGAAGACGACCGCCUGAGACAGCUGUUGUUUAUUGACGCAGUGUGGCGAAUUUUAAACGUAGGCCUAUGUAUUAAAUAUGAAGUACUAAAUUAAAUCGUAUGCAUUAGACCGCUUUUUGUAUACUGGUGCAAGAUUAUUAACAAUUUUAAUUUUAAAGAUCGGAGGAGUGCGAAUAUGAUUCUUCUUACUGUGAUGAUCAGCUGCUAGCAGCUAAGGCCUAGCUAGGUAGGCCCGGUUAAGUUAGGCUACAGUGACACCCACACAAUACCGGUACCGGAUGACAAUUGUGUACCUCCGUGGACGAUGCCUACAAAAGAUGAAGCAAUGAUGGACGCAUCGUUUUAUACCGCAAGGUAUUAUGUCAAUGACUCAUUUUUGUCAAGCAAUCAAAACGUGCAGUACUUUUUGCAGAAUAUAUAACUGAACAAAGGAACAUGGUUACUUGAAUUAAUUAUUUUUCAUAUACAGUGAGUUACAGUAUACGUUGAUUCAUUACAUGGUGACAGCCUUUGUUGGUCGUGAUGUGAUCGAGACUUGACCCCUGAUUAUUACAUAAUUUAUAGAUCAACUUGGUCUUACUUCUUGGCCUGGAUGGAGUAGGCUAUUUGACUAGCGAUACUCAGAACUUUAUUGGUGUAGACAUUAGCAGUGAAGGUAAUGAAGUCAAUGAGUGAAAUUACAGCUUUAAGGAAUCCACUAUUUUUACAAGAAUUUAUUAAUUUUAAUUUGUUUUCUGAGAAAAGUUUACAGUGAUAAAUCGCUGGUACAGCGGAAUGACCAUGGCUCACGAUUUUAUUGCUGGCUGUUUUGGAGGGGCUGCAGGGGUGUUGGUUGGCCAUCCAUUUGAUACUGUGAAAGUAAGGCUACAGGCUCAGAGCUAUCAGAAUCCCAGGUACUCAGGAAUCAUAAACUGCUUCUCAACAAUUGUACGAAAAGAGUCCGUUUUUGGUCUCUUCAAAGGAAUGUCGUCCCCCCUGCUUGGUCUUGCUUUCAUCAACGCAAUAGUCUUUGGUGUGCAGGGAAACAUUGUGAGACUAUUUGAGAAAGAAACUCUUCGUACUCAAUUUAUUGCUGGAGGAACGGCCGGGUUCUUACAGUCAUUUGUAUGUAGUCCAAUGGAACUUGCUAAAACACGUUUGCAACUUCAGGGUUAUGGAAAUGGCAAUAACGUCAAGGAGUACAAGAACUCCGUCGAUGCUAUAAUCAAAAUUUUCAAAAGAGAAGGAUUUAGAGGUUGUUUCCGAGGAUUUGGUCUGACCGUCUUUCGAGAUUCACUUGGUUAUGCUAUUUAUUUCACCGCUUUUCAAACAUACUGUCAAAUGUUUUUGGACAUAUCCAACCAAGAAUACCUAAGAGUAUGGGAACUAUUACUUGCGGGGGGUUUUAGUGGCAUGACUUCGUGGAUGACCUCCGUCCCGAUUGAUGUUAUAAAAACAAGGAUUCAGGCCGACGGUGUCCAUGGUAAAAAUAAAUUCAGUGGAGCGUUAGAUUGUGUACGUAGUGGAAUGAAGGAAGAAGGAAUAAAAGUAUUUACACGUGGACUUGGAUCCACGUUACUACGUGCCUUUCCAGUUAAUGCUGCAACUUUUGCUGUUGUUACAGUUUCACUUGAACUUAUGCGUGUUGAUGAGGAAGACAACGGAAAUGGAUAUGAUACAAAAAAAACUGAUUAAAUCCAGAAGAGCAAAGUUCUUGAUAAUAUUUGUAUCAAUUGAUUAGUGUGGAUUUGGAGAUGUAUUCUUUAGCUUUUAGAAUAAAUUGAGAUUUUUAUGGUGUACUGUAGUGGAUGUCAGAUUAAUGCCUUUACAAAGGUUCUUGAUUUGAUUUAGAAGAGUCAGAGGUUAAAAAAAUUAGCAAUCAAGUUUGAAAUCAGGGAAUAGAAUGCACAAAUAUCGAGAAUAUUUAGGCAAAUAUCAGCAUAUUACUAAUCAGGUGUAUCAUUUUUGUUAUACACUUUUUUUUUUAUAAGAACCAGUAAAAUU